This is a messenger RNA of Aureobasidium vineae, 1470 nucleotides long. NCBI's taxonomy places the organism in Eukaryota, Fungi, Ascomycota, Dothideomycetes, Dothideales, Saccotheciaceae. The record is from the annotation of a GenBank genome assembly.
AUGUCGCGCUUCCGAUUACCGCCGAUUCUUCGACCGCGCCUGACGCCCAAAUACGUUGCCUCCUCUAUUGUUGCCAUCUACGUUGUCUACUGCUGGCUGUGGGGAAUGCCUUUGUUGUCUUCGAACCUCCCCGCAUAUACGGGGCCGCAUUCUGUUGGCGUGAUUGAUAUUGAGAGUCCUUGCGAUGGCCGAAAGACAAGCGACGUCAAAUUCAAGUCGACGGGCGAACCUGCAUUCUUGCUUGAAACAGUAUUGUUUUCUGUAUACUACCCAGCCGUGAAGGGAGCAAAGUCUGAUAAGCCGAAACAUCUUUGGGUGCCUAAGCCGCUCUCAAUCACAGCAGAGGGCUAUGCGAAAUUCGCCCACAUCAGCAACUUCCUAACCAACAGUAUUUUCACCGUCGCACUCUGGGGUAUCGCGGGCAGCACUGCCAUUCAAGCGAAUGUCGAUGUGCCUCUACGAGAAACUGCGCCCAGCUUCGAAUUCACCGAGCAUGGAGAGGGCAAGCCAGAGGUAGGAAACGAUGGUUUCCCCGUGAUUGUCUUUUCCCACGGCAUGGCAAGCUCUCGCACAGACUACACACACUUCUGCGGUGAGCUUGCUAGUCGAGGAUAUGUCGUGGCUGCUAUCGAGCACAGGGAUGGUAGCAGUCCCGGAAGCAUGGUCAUGAACGUUGAUGGCACCGAAAGGUCAGUGUAUCACUUCGGCCUCGGCGAUUUGGAUGUGGACAACAGCUUCGACACGCCUGAGCUCAAGCAAGCACAACUGGACUUCCGCCAAGCAGAGAUUGAGGAGACUGUUCGGGUGCUGCGCGCCAUCAACGACGGCAGUGGCGCCACUAUUCUCGAAAUGAACCCUCGCAAGGAGGGUGAUGACCUGCCCAACUGGGAGAGGAAACUUGACAUGACCAACGUAACCAUUUCUGGCCACAGCUACGGCGCCACAGGAGCUCUACAGGCCUUGAAGGGCGCGCCUUGCCCAGAACGACCCUUCCAUGGUGGUCUUAUUCUGGAUCCUGGCAAGUCGAGCGGCCCUCUCAACCACGACAUCGAUGUCCCAAUCUUGAUCGUUCACUCCAACUCAUGGUCGAAGAAGCACUCCAUCUUCUUUGGUCAGCCUCAUUUCACCGUCGUGAAAGACCUUGUUAUGGAUGUCAACAAGCGUGGAAAAGCGGCUUGGUUCAUGACUUCCUUGGGUACAUCACAUCCUUCAGUCACGGAUGCUCCUCUAAUAGAGCCCACGCUACUGAGCUGGACAACUGGAUCGACUAUCGAUGUAAUAGACGGCGUGAGAAUGUACGUCAACGUAACGGAAGAGUUCAUGCUCUUCCAAAAGGCACACAGGCGGACAGGACUGCUCGCUCUAGAGGUCACGCAUCCCGACUACGACAGUACCUCUAAUGGCACACAAGAAAUGCCUGAGCUCUAUCAGCGAUUUUGGCAAAUUCAUGUCGCGCCAGAUUCAGCAUGA